Messenger RNA from Drosophila virilis, 996 nucleotides. RefSeq lists its product as uncharacterized. NCBI's taxonomy places the organism in Eukaryota, Metazoa, Arthropoda, Insecta, Diptera, Drosophilidae. The record is from RefSeq and is a predicted model, not a curated record.
AUGCAUUCUCAAUUGGACGUAGGUGCAUGGAAAAUGUUUGGCAGCCUCUUCUCCAAUCGAUAUAAUAAGAAACGCGAAAUUUUCUAUGCUCAAUAUGAGGAGACACGUCAGCGUUAUUCCAAUCUGCCCAUCUACAAGCGACCUAAAGAGCCUUUAAGCCGUAAGUCUCCAAAAUAUAGCCGCAGAAAAAGAAAACCCGCAGACUACGAUUAUGAUGAGUGGAUUGCCGGCCAUUUUGUUCCAAUAGUGGUGCGUCGCGCCAUUGAACAGUGGAGCCGCCGGCAAUUGAUGGAGCCCGUAUCCAGCCUUGGCAGCGAUGCCUGCAGCUGGCGCUCCUGGCCAAGUGGAGCAGAUCCAGCUGAGCCGAGGCGUUCGCUACGUCUGGCAGAUAAACCAAAUUUAAGUCUUAACGAAAUUGGCAAUCCAAGUCAGAGGGAGACAAGCGACGCAAUCAAAUGGCCACAGCAGCUGUCUUUACAUGAAGCGGACAAUAAGCUGGGCAGCUCAGCCCAGACUUUUAUCGACGGCUGCCAGUUGCAUGAGUCCCGGCUGGAGUGCAACAUGUGCUGCAAGCAUUUUGGCCAAAACUGUGAGUUGCAACUGCAUUCGCUAGAUGAUUGCCGCAAAUAUUUGCUUGCCACACUGUCCAACUGAGCGCAAAUCAAAGUUUAGCUAAGCAAGCGCCAACAUUUAGUUACAUAAUAAUCCAAGUUCUUGUAACUAAGUAGCAAGUGCAACCAGUUAAUCAAAUAUAAUUCGACUCGGACGUGGCAACAUCUUGACUUGCCUCGCCUUGUUGGCACAUUUAAUAUUUAUUGUUAAAGGAUUUACACAGAUUUACACAGAAUUUGCUUGACUAAUUUAAAUACAAAUGACUAGUUGUGCAAGCCAGAAGUGUGUUAAUUGAGCGUGCUCGACUGAGAAGUACCCUGUAUGCAUAAACUCUGGAAUGAUUUGUGAAGUUUAUAUUAUGGCUUUUUAAUUUUUAUUUUUAAC